This is a messenger RNA of Rhododendron vialii, 886 nucleotides long. RefSeq names its product acyl carrier protein 1, chloroplastic-like. The record is from RefSeq and is a predicted model, not a curated record. Gene Ontology annotation, biological process: fatty acid biosynthetic process. Bases 6 to 614 code for a protein of 202 amino acids. The transcript has 4 exons. NCBI's taxonomy places the organism in Eukaryota, Viridiplantae, Streptophyta, Magnoliopsida, Ericales, Ericaceae. Gene Ontology annotation, molecular function: acyl carrier activity; phosphopantetheine binding.
UUUCGAUGAAAUCAAAGUCAAAACCCAUACAGAAAACCACGCCUAUAUAUAUACAGUACUCUCACACCCUUCGUGCUCUCCGCCUCCUUCUCUCUCUCUCUCUCCUCCCCCCUGCCAUUUCUUCCCCCCAGAAUCUCAGAUCUCUCUCUCUCUCUCUCUCUCUCUCUCUAGAAUCUCCGUUGCUCAUUCCAAUGGCUUUCGUGGCUCGAUCGUCGAUGUCCAUGACCUCUAUCUCAUGCUCGUUGAAACAAAACCAGGGACCCACCAGGAUCUCUGGGCUGAAUUCGGUGUCUCUUUCUAGCAAUGGUAAAUGCUUUCCAUCACUAAGGUCUCGCUCUGUACCACAUCGCUUUCAGAUUUCUUGUGCGGCCAAGCCGGCGACAGUAGACCAAGUGUGUGAAAUAGUGAGGAAACAAUUGGCACUUCCAGCUGAAACUGCAGUCACCGGAGACUCAAAGUUCACAGCACUUGGGGCUGACUCUCUUGACACGGUGGAGAUUGUAAUGGGACUGGAGGAGGCAUUUGGGAUAAGCGUGGAAGAAGAGAGUGCCCAGAGCAUUCUUACCGUUCAAGAUGCAGCUGAGAUGAUUGACAGGCUCAUCGAAGCGAAGUAAUAACUUGGUGGGGGACGAGCCAUAUAGUUUUCUCUUGGUUCUUCUUUACCUGUUUAUUUCAUCACGACAUUGGCAUCCUUUCACUCCAAUGCAUUAGACUUUCAAGUGUGCUUGUGUGAAAAGUUAAUUUACAAGGGUUUUUUCCCUGUGCCAAUUUUUAUGUUUUGUCUAAAGGUACUCCUUAUGCCUCGUACUCUUAUCUCAGACUCGAUUUGAGCCUAUUUUAAUACUCUUAUGUAUUAGAACUAUAAUAAAUCUCGUUUUUCCCUGUG